AUGAUAAAAGCGCAUUUGGAUGAUUUGCAGACAGAUCUGAAGACGGGUAAUUUGCCCCAAAGAGCUUCAAAUUUAAGCAGGUUUUACUGGGACUUAAUAAUGCUUAUAAUGAUGGUUGGCAAUCUUGUCAUCAUACCAGUUGGAAUCACGUUCUUUACAGAGCAAACAACAACACCAUGGAUUAUUUUCAAUGUGGCAUCAGACACUGUUUUUCUAUUGGACUUGAUCAUGAAUUUUAGAACUGGGACUGUCAAUGAAGACAGCUCUGAAAUAAUACUGGAUCCUAAGAUCAUUAAGAUGAAUUAUUUAAAAAGUUGGUUUGUAGUUGACUUCAUUUCAUCAAUACCAGUGGAUUAUAUCUUUCUUAUUGUAGAAAAAGGAAUGGAUUCAGAGGUUUACAAGACAGCUAGAGCACUUCGUAUUGUGAGAUUUACAAAAAUUCUCAGCUUGUUACGUUUAUUGCGGCUUUCAAGAUUAAUUAGAUACAUCCACCAGUGGGAAGAGAUUUUCCAUAUGACAUAUGAUCUGGCAAGUGCUGUGGUGAGAAUCUUUAACCUGAUUGGAAUGAUGCUGCUACUAUGCCACUGGGAUGGUUGUCUUCAGUUCUUAGUACCUUUACUUCAGGAUUUCCCACCAGAUUGCUGGGUGUCCCUAAAUGGUAUGGUUAAUGAUUCCUGGGGAAAGCAGUACUCAUAUGCACUCUUCAAAGCUAUGAGUCAUAUGCUUUGCAUUGGUUACGGAGCCCGGGCCCCUGUCAGCAUGUCUGAUCUUUGGAUUACCAUGUUGAGUAUGAUUGUGGGGGCUACAUGUUAUGCCAUGUUUGUUGGUCAUGCCACUGCCCUAAUUCAGUCUUUGGAUUCCUCUAGACGGCAAUACCAAGAGAAGUAUAAACAAGUGGAGCAGUACAUGUCAUUCCACAAAUUACCUGCUGACAUGCGCCAGAAGAUCCAUGAUUACUAUGAGCACCGUUACCAAGGCAAAAUCUUUGAUGAGGAAAAUAUUCUUAGUGAGCUCAAUGAUCCCCUUCGAGAGGAGAUAGUCAACUUCAACUGUCGCAAGCUUGUUGCCACAAUGCCUCUUUUUGCCAAUGCAGACCCAAAUUUUGUGACUGCCAUGCUGAGCAAACUGCGUUUUGAGGUGUUCCAGCCUGGUGAUUACAUUAUCCGAGAAGGUGCUGUGGGUAAAAAGAUGUAUUUUAUUCAGCAUGGGGUCGCUGGUGUCAUCACCAAGUCCAAUAAGGAGCUGAAGCUGACAGAUGGCUCUUAUUUUGGAGAGAUUUGCCUUUUGACUAAGGGCCGCCGAACUGCCAGCGUACGAGCCGACACAUACUGCCGCCUGUAUUCCCUCUCUGUGGACAAUUUCAAUGAGGUUCUGGAGGAGUACCCCAUGAUGAGAAGGGCCUUUGAAACAGUGGCCAUCGACAGGCUAGAUAGGAUAGGGAAGAAGAACUCAAUUCUCCUGCAAAAGUUCCAGAAAGACCUCAAUACUGGAGUUUUCAACAAUCAGGAGAAUGAGAUCUUGAAGCAGAUAGUGAAACAUGACAGAGAGACAGUUCAGGCUAUUGCCCCAGUUAGCCUACAGCAAAUGUCAGCACUGAAUUCUAGCAGUACUUCAUCCCGCAUCAGGACACAGUCGCCUCCUGUUUAUACUGCGACCAGCCUGUCUCAUGGAAACCUGCAUUCUCCAACACCAGGCACACAAACACCUCAGCAAGCUGUCAUUCUCUCUCCUUGCUCCUACACUACUGCAAUCUGUAGUCCACCAGUACAGAGCCCCCUGGCAGGUCGAACUUUUCAGUAUGCAUCACCAACUGCUUCACAGUUGUCAUUAAUGCAGCAGCAGCAGCAGCAGCAACAACAGCAGCAACAACAGCAGCAGCAGCAAAAGCAGCAGAAGGCACCUACUUCAUCACAGAAAAAUGAAGUUCACAAGAGUACACAAGCUCUUCACAACACUAACCUGACAAGAGAGGUGAGACCUCUCUCUGCCUCACAGCCUUCUUUGCCCCAUGAGAUUUCUACUCUUAUCGCCAGACCUCAUCCAACAGUUGGAGAGUCGCUAGCCUCCAUUCCACAACCUGUCUCCAGUGUCCAAGGGUCAGGUAUGCAGGCUGGGAACAGGGGCACUGUCCCACAGAGAGUUGCUCUCUUCAGACAGAUGUCUUCAGGAGCAAUUCCUCCUAACCGAGGGGCCACGGCACCAUCAGCAGCUCUAAAAAGGGACUCUUCCACAGUCUUAAGCACAGACCUUGAAGGAGACAAACCACGAUUUGCUUCAAACUUAUGA
Messenger RNA from Alligator sinensis (Chinese alligator), 2286 nucleotides. RefSeq names its product hyperpolarization activated cyclic nucleotide gated potassium channel 1 (gene HCN1). Gene Ontology annotation, biological process: potassium ion transport; transmembrane transport. The record is from RefSeq and is a predicted model, not a curated record. NCBI's taxonomy places the organism in Eukaryota, Metazoa, Chordata, Crocodylia, Alligatoridae. Gene Ontology annotation, molecular function: voltage-gated potassium channel activity. Bases 1 to 2286 code for a protein of 761 amino acids. The transcript has 8 exons. Gene Ontology annotation, cellular component: membrane.